Diceros bicornis minor is the source of this 4130-nucleotide messenger RNA. It is a transcript of the gene ACVR2B, whose product is annotated as activin A receptor type 2B. The transcript has 12 exons. Gene Ontology annotation, cellular component: activin receptor complex; plasma membrane. Gene Ontology annotation, molecular function: ATP binding; activin receptor activity; activin binding. Bases 590 to 2248 code for a protein of 552 amino acids. Gene Ontology annotation, biological process: activin receptor signaling pathway; cellular response to growth factor stimulus; protein phosphorylation. NCBI's taxonomy places the organism in Eukaryota, Metazoa, Chordata, Mammalia, Perissodactyla, Rhinocerotidae. The record is from RefSeq and is a predicted model, not a curated record.
CCUGGCCUCUGCCCACUAAAUGCUUAUAGCACUUCUAAUCGUGACAACCGGAAAUGUCCUAGGCAGAGGGGGUGCAAAAUCACCUCGGGUUGAGAAUAUCUGCUCUAGAAUGUUCUCAUGCUUUAAAGAGACAGACGUUUGUGGGAGAUGGGGUUAAUGGCUAAUGUCUGCAUACACCCCCCCUCCCAUUGUAUUCGGGGUGGGAUGGUGGAUUCUCAUCCAAGCCUAGGAGAUUCCUCCUUUGAUAAACCUGCUCGGCUGUGAGCGUUUGGUUCGAAAUGAGUGGUUCUGGAGUACCCGCUGGCCGCCGAGGAGAAUCCUGGCGUCCUUGAGUUUUCCCAGAAGAGGUUCGGGUUUCAGGGAGGCGGCGGUUGUGGGUGGCCGGGCAGCCCGCCCGCCUCCCUCUGCCCGCCGCCGUGCGGUCUGCGCCUCGUGCCUCUCCCUCCGCACGCGCAGAAUGUCAGGAAGUGCCUGUUGCUGGGGCCUGCGCGCCGCCCCGCAGCCCCUGACUGCUCACUCGGGAGCCGCCGGAGCCGGGGCCGCCCGCGGCGGCCUGCAGGAGCGCGGGGGGUGGUAGCAGGACGCGGGCAUGCCCUCUCCCCCGGGCGCGCCGGCGGUGCGGCGCCCCGAGGAGCCACAGAGGCUUUGGGCCUGGAGCUCCGAGCCCGGGGACGCCAGGGCAGGGGGGCAGCCUCUCCGCAAAGGUUCCGGGCGUGGGGAGGCCGAGACACGGGAGUGCAUCUACUACAACGCCAACUGGGAGCUGGAGCGCACCAACCAGAGCGGCCUGGAGCGCUGCGAGGGCGAACAGGACAAGCGGCUGCACUGCUAUGCCUCCUGGCGCAACAGCUCUGGCACCAUCGAGCUCGUCAAGAAGGGCUGCUGGCUGGAUGACUUCAACUGCUACGACAGGCAGGAGUGUGUGGCCACCGAGGAGAACCCCCAGGUGUACUUCUGCUGCUGUGAAGGGAACUUCUGCAAUGAACGCUUCACCCACUUACCGGAGGCUGGGGGCCCGGAAGUCACGUACGAGCCACCCCCGACAGCCCCCACCCUGCUCACGGUGCUGGCCUACUCGCUGUUGCCCAUUGGGGGCCUCUCCCUCAUCAUCCUGCUGGCCUUCUGGAUGUACCGGCAUCGAAAACCCCCCUACGGCCACGUGGACAUCCACGAGGACCCUGGACCUCCACCCCCAUCCCCUCUUGUGGGCCUGAAGCCACUGCAGCUAUUGGAGAUCAAGGCUCGGGGACGCUUUGGCUGUGUCUGGAAGGCGCAGCUCAUGAACGACUUUGUGGCUGUCAAGAUCUUCCCACUCCAGGACAAGCAGUCAUGGCAGAGUGAACGGGAGAUCUUCAGCACGCCCGGCAUGAAACACGAGAACCUGCUGCAGUUCAUUGCUGCUGAGAAGCGAGGCUCCAACCUCGAGGUGGAGCUGUGGCUCAUCACAGCCUUCCACGACAAGGGCUCCCUCACGGAUUACCUCAAAGGGAACAUCAUCACGUGGAACGAACUGUGUCAUGUGGCAGAGACAAUGUCAAGAGGUCUCUCGUACCUGCACGAGGACGUGCCCUGGUGCCGUGGCGAGGGCCACAAGCCGUCUAUCGCCCACAGGUCAAAAACGGUUGAAUGUCGACUCCUCCAUACGGGUCACCCUAGCAGUAGUGCAGAGGACUUUAAAAGCAAGAAUGUAUUGCUGAAGAGUGACCUCACGGCCGUGCUGGCUGACUUUGGCCUGGCUGUUCGGUUUGAGCCAGGGAAACCCCCGGGGGACACGCAUGGGCAGGUGGGCACACGGCGGUACAUGGCCCCUGAGGUGCUUGAGGGAGCCAUCAACUUCCAGAGAGAUGCCUUUCUGCGCAUUGACAUGUAUGCCAUGGGGCUGGUGCUGUGGGAGCUCGUGUCCCGCUGCAAGGCUGCGGAUGGACCAGUGGAUGAGUACAUGCUGCCCUUUGAGGAAGAGAUUGGCCAGCACCCGUCACUGGAGGAGCUGCAGGAGGUGGUUGUGCACAAGAAGAUGCGGCCCACCAUUAAGGAUCACUGGCUGAAGCACCCGGGCCUGGCCCAGCUCUGUGUGACCAUUGAGGAGUGCUGGGACCACGAUGCCGAGGCUCGCCUGUCUGCGGGCUGCGUGGAGGAGCGAGUGGCCUUGAUCCGGAGGUCGGUCAACGGCACUACCUCGGACUGUCUUGUCUCCCUGGUGACAUCCGUCACCAAUGUGGACCUGCCCCCUAAAGAGUCGAGCAUCUAAGCCCAGGACACGAGUAGAUCUCUAGACUCAGUGGAUCUGAAGAGGAGAGGAAAAAAAAGUUGUGUUUUGUUUUGGAAAUCCCAUAACAUCAACAAACACAUAAAAUGCAGCUGCUAUUUUACCUUGACUUUUUAUUAUUAUUAUAAUUAUUAUAAUUAUUAUUAUUAAUAUUAUUUUUUGGAUUGGAUCAGUUUUACCAGCACAUUGCUCUACUGUAUCGCAAACAGCGGACACGUCAGCAGGCGUUGAGGUGCUGAGCUGUGAAUGCAGAAGCAGCGCCGUGCUGAAGAGCCUCAGCCACCUCCUGUCCUUGGGCUUCAUUUUUCCCGCUUUCUCUUUGUUUGUUAUCUCAGAAUCUGUGACACAAAGAAACCCAUCUCCUGUCUUAGGAAACUUAAUGCUGCAAACUCUACCUAGAGGAACCUUUGAAGACUGUUACAUAAGAACACACCUUCCUCAAAAGAGGAGUUUCCCUCUGCCCUUGUCUCCCUGCCUCCCUCCCUCCCUUUAUUGUGUUUUUCUCCCUUUUUAGACAGUGAGUUUAAGAAACAGCAGAUGUGUCUUUCACGGAUUAACGGGUGUUGUCCUGACCGAGGAAAAACUGGGAUGAGGGUGAGGAUGGUUUGGACUGGAGUUGGAAGGGGAGGAUAGAGCUAGGGGUUGGGUUUGGAACAGAGCUACACUGGACUCGGGCACAUUCGGAGCAACAUCCUUUGCUAUGAGGCUACUUCUCAGGUAACCAGGAAUCAAGGGGAAGGACAGUGUGGAGGCCGAGCAUUCACGGCAAGAGCGGGGUUUGGAGAAAGGCCAAAAGCAGGUGUGGCUCUGACCCAUCUGCUGGCCCUGACCAGUUUUUUUCCGCUGACUUGGGCUUGGGCAUAGGACUAAACAUUUUUCUGCCCUAUUUUAAGGUUAGGUAAGGGUAGAAAUCAUCACAGUUUAGUGAGUACAUUCUUCGUAAGACACGAUACUAUAAAUAUCUUUAAUGGAGGAAAAGUUGAAAUAUAUUGCUUCCUCCUGGAGCAGUUCAGGGAAAUGGCCACGGGGAUGUCCUGCACAGCCAGGGCAAGAGGAUUUCCUGGGUGGGGCCCACCAAGGCUUGCCUCUCUGGAGACCCUGAGAGUCCUACAGCACUGGCUCUGCCCCGAGUGGUGACAAAACUGUCCUCUUUAUGUGGCUCAUGGACACGGCUUUCUCCAGACCCCUUAAAGUGGUGCAUAUUCUAAAAACCCUUUCUCUAUUAUGCUAUAACCUUGCUCUAGUCAGUGAAUGUUCCUAAUGCUGCUGUUUCAACAUUUGAAUUUUUUUUAAUUUAUGAAACAUGCAAAUUUUUUUAAAAACAAAACACACACAUCCACAUAUACACACACACUUUGCUAUGUGGCUUCCGAGGUUUAAAUUUUGAAAUGUAAAAGAAUUAAAACUUCACAACCACAGACCACCUCAAACCAGAAAUACCUCAAAAUUUUCUACUUGUGUAAGUUUUAUUAUAUAUUUUAUUAGUUGUGUUGUCUUGUAGUAAGUAUAUUUUAAUGUAAGUUGGCUUUUAUGACAAGAAGGUUUAAAAGAAAUAGAAAGGAAAAACGUUGGAGUUGUCUAGGGAGUGCUACCAUUUUUUGAUAACACCCCCUUGUAAAUAAUUGUCAUCGAUUGUAGGUUGGCUGUCUGGGCCGAGUCUGGGCAUUCAUCACUCUUGUUUGUAAAGGCUUUUCCUUCUGGUUUGUUUACACCAUUUUAUUUAAAAACCGAUCUCUUAAUCUUGAGGGUAGGCGAGUUGGUGGGCGAUGGGGAGAGGUUGACUUGGGUGAGAAUGGGAGAGGGGUGCCUCCUCUUGGGUUAUUUGGAGGUUCAGAUGUUUCCCUUCACUUGACUGGUCGAUGUU